AUGACAUCCUCUUCUGGUCUCCCACAAAUCGAAACUCGUGUGAAUUGGCAAGAAAUUUCAACGAUUGAAAAGAAAAUAAUCGAUGCUUUGAAAGGAAUCAAAGUCAGAGAUAUCAGUGAAGCAAAUAUGAUUUUAUCCAAGAAAAAUGGAGAAAUCCACGUUCAGAUUGAGCUGAAGCCGUUCGCCUUCCCGGAUACCGAACGAUGCAAGGGAGUUCUGGCGAACACGACGUCGUUGGUUGGUCAACAGCGCAUCGGAUGUCUUGGGAUCGAGUACCGACAAGAGAAGGCGAGUCGACGUGGCAGACGGCUCAGGAUGUCGACUGGAGUACAGACAGUCUCCACAGCUCAACAAUGA
Molecule: messenger RNA, 357 nt
Organism: Caenorhabditis briggsae
Lineage: Eukaryota; Metazoa; Nematoda; Chromadorea; Rhabditida; Rhabditidae
Exons: 2
Coding region: 1-357 (118 amino acids)
Source: RefSeq, a predicted model, not a curated record